Messenger RNA from Amoebophrya sp. A25, 1084 nucleotides. The record is from the annotation of a GenBank genome assembly. NCBI's taxonomy places the organism in Eukaryota, Dinophyceae, Syndiniales, Amoebophryaceae.
AGCGUCCACGACGGACCAUCACAACCAUGUCUCAACCCGCCGCUCCCUCCGCGGAAGCACCCCAGCAUCAGCCAGAGGUCAUUUCGAACCUCGAUGGUUAUCGACGUGUGGAUCUCGCGACAUGGAAGCAGGGAGAUCAGAUAGGCAAAGGCGGCUCUGGGGAAGUGUUCAAAGCCAUGGUUGGAGGCCAUUUUUUUGCAGUAAAGAAGAUAUCCCUGGUGCAAGGAGACGUGACGCAGCAAAGUCCGAGUAAAACGAAAGAAUUCACGCAAGAGUUGGAAGCGUUGAGGGCGGAAAUAGAAUUGCUGCGGCAGCUCGAUCAUCCGAGGGUGCUGCCUCUUCAUCUUGAUGUAGGCAUUGUCCAGUGAAAAUAGAAGACGAGUACUUGAUGUUCUAUCUUCAUAUGAAGAGUAUCAUCGUUUUGUAGUUAAAACGGUUUGUCUUGCAUCUUCAUCGUCAUCCACAAGUAGCGUGAUCAGGAUGUUUCAACACCGUGGGACCUGAAAUAAACAUUUCGUACGAAUGCUUCUGCACCUGCAAAUUAUACAUGUAUGCCUAUACUCAAUCCCUGUUGAACAACCACAACCUUGGUUCCCCCUGCCACCUCCCCGACAAGGUUGUCCGCUAUAUCGGCUGUCUACUCGAUGGCGGCUCUGCUUCUUCCUCAGGCGGCGGCGGUGCAUCAAGUGACAACUCUGGAGCAUCAUGGCUUCCGCAUAAUUUGCUUAUCUUCUUAGAGUACAUGCCCUGUGGAUCGAUGUCCACUGUGCUACGGAAAUUUGGACCCUACGGCGUCCACCUGGCGAAGAAAUAUCUGAAGCAGAUCUUGGAGGGAUUGCUGUUUUUGCAUAGCAAGUUAUGAUGUACUAGUUGCUAGCAUAGCAAGUUAUGAUGUACUAGUUGCUAUUGGAUAUGGAUGGCGGACUUAUAAAUAUACCAAGAACUCCUGCAGGGUGACUCAAUGAUGUAGUCGGCUAUAACGGAGUCUCUCCUCGUUCUUUCUAUUGAUUCCCCACUAUCCACCUAUCUCUUCUAUCCCACGACCCCUCAAAAUAACCCCAACCCCUUCUAAUUCUCGGAAUAG